Lycium barbarum (goji berry) is the source of this 1308-nucleotide messenger RNA. RefSeq names its product alkane hydroxylase MAH1-like. The record is from RefSeq and is a predicted model, not a curated record. Gene Ontology annotation, molecular function: heme binding; monooxygenase activity; oxidoreductase activity, acting on paired donors, with incorporation or reduction of molecular oxygen. Bases 1 to 1308 code for a protein of 435 amino acids. The transcript has a single exon. NCBI's taxonomy places the organism in Eukaryota, Viridiplantae, Streptophyta, Magnoliopsida, Solanales, Solanaceae.
AUGGACAUUCUUGGCACAGUGGAUCCUGCAAAUGUUCACUAUAUCACGAGUGCAAAUUUUCCAAAUUUUACUAAAGGGCCAGAAUUCAAGAAGAUUUUCCACAUUUUUGGCGAUGGAAUCUUCAAUUCCGACUUUGAUUCGUGGAAGGAUCAGAGGAAACUCGCUAAAGAAAUGAUCGCUCAUCAGAGAUUCCACAAGUGUUUGAUACAAACCAGCUGGGACAAGGUCGAAAAAGGCCUGAUUCCGGUCCUCGAGUUCAUGGCCGAAGAAGGUAGAGUUGUUGAUUUGCAAGAUGUUUUCAAGAGAUUCACAUUUGAUACAACAUUUAAAUUAGUAAUGGGCUUUGAUCCUGGCUGCCUCUCUCCUGACCUCCCUGACACUCCCUUCUCAAAAGCCAUGGAUGAUGUUAAUUAUGUCUGGUUCAUACGCCAUAUAUUGCCGGAAAGCAUCUGGAAGUUGCAAAAAUGGCUUGGAAUUGGGCCAGAGAUGAAACUUGUCAAAGCAGAGGAACUCAUCAACCAAAUUAUAUUUAAGUAUAUAUCGAUGAAACGUGACGAAUUGAGCAGAGGAAAAAAAAUGAAGGAAGACGAAGAUGGUUUCAACUUAUUAACAUCAUACAUGGUACCCAAUGACGGAGAAACAAAAAGAGAGUUGAAGUUUGAUGAUAAGUUUUUGCGGGACACCAUGUUUAAUUUCAUGGUCGCGGGGCGCGAUGGAAUUAGUGCUUGCCUUACUUGGUUCAUUUGGCUAGUUUUCACACGCCCUGAGGUUGAAAAGAACAUAAGGGAAGAACUUAUGGCGAUCAUCCCGGAGAAAGAAGGUGGAAAACAGAGGGCUUUUACGGUGGAAGAGUUGAAAAAUGUUGUUUAUUUACAUGCUGCAUUGUGUGAAACGCUGAGGCUAUAUCCCCCUGUUGCGUUCGAGCGCAAGACUCCACAAGAACCUGAUAUUCUCCCAAGUGGUCAUCGUGUUCAUCCCAAGCUGAGAGUGAUAUUUAAUAUGUACGCAAUGGGGAGGAUGGAAUUCAUUUGGGGAAAGGAUGCCUUAGAAUUCAAGCCAGAGAGAUGGAUUACGGAUCGUGGAACAGUGAAACAUGAACCGUCUUCCAAGUUCUUGAUUUUCAAUGCAGGUCCAAGGACUUGUAUUGGGAAAGAAGUGGCUUUUACCCAAAUGAAAAUUGUGGCUGCUGCUAUCAUCCAUAAUUACAAGAUUGAAAUGGUGAAAGGGCAUGUGGUUUGCCCCAAUUUCGAUAUUAUGCUUUACAUGAAACAUGGCUUCAGAGUCAGGAUUAAGAGGAGGUGGGCAUAG